This is a messenger RNA of Paramecium sonneborni, 9339 nucleotides long. The record is from the annotation of a GenBank genome assembly. NCBI's taxonomy places the organism in Eukaryota, Ciliophora, Oligohymenophorea, Peniculida, Parameciidae.
AUGAUUUUCCUUUUUGUUGUCCUGAUACUAUUGAUAUCAGAAUGUCAAUUUAAGAAUAUCGUAAAGUGUUAUUAUGAAUAUGAUGAUUCAGCUUUGGAGAUUGAUGACAAUCGACCUUAAUCAAAAAAUGUAGAUUUAAAAACUAAUUCUUUUGAAUUGAACACAAAGGGUUUUGGAUUUUGGUCAAAAUAUGUUCAUAAUAGAAAAUGUUCUCUUGAGUAUUGGACUGCUAUAGCUUCUUUUGAUUCUUAUUGUUAAAGUGAUAAUUGUCAAUUUAAAGGAAUCACCAUGAUGAAACUUGUGGAUUAGGAGUAAAAUUUAUUUGCUACACUAAUGUUAAAUAUGAAUGAUAAUCCAGUGAGUUUGACUCAUGACUUUUAUUUAUUCCCUAUCGGUUCAAAUCUUCAUUAAUCUGCUUCUAUAUCUUUUGACCCAAGCUAAUAUCAGAACAUUUGGAUUUACACAUCGAUCAUAUACUCAACAAAGGAUUAAACUAUAACAUUAUUCACUAAUGUUGGAGAAUAUAUUCGUUCAUUUAACUAUUAAAUUUUAACAGAUUCAAUAACAAUUGAACUUGGGGGUACCAAUUAUCCUCAGUAUUAUUAUGAGUAUAAUUUGAUAUCUUAUCCUUUUAAUGGAUAUAUUUCACCAAUUUAAGAAUAUGAUUCCUUUUCAUACUACGAUGAAUUUUUUUUUAAUUUAUUUUCUUUAUGUCCAUUUUAGGAAUAGAAAACUCAGACCAAAAUUCAAAAUAUUCAAUAUUUUUAUUCUUCAUAUGUUUUAAGUUAUUAUGCCUACUACCAUUAAAUGGUUGUAAAUAAUAGAUACAUUUUAAAAUUGUGGAUUAAAUAAGAUUAUUUAGAAGUAUUUGUUAAUUGAUUUUAAGGCUUAUAAUUAUUAUAAAACCAAUUAUUAGGAAGAUCACUAAUAACUUGUUUAAGCACCAUUUAGAAUUGAUUAUCCUGUUUGUUUAGGUUAUGAAGAUAGAAUAUUAAGUAGUUAAUUAGCAAAAUUAUAUUAUACAGUAUUUGUUUAUUUUUAAUAUUAGGUUGACUUUUAAAAUGUUAACAAAACAAUCAUUCAUUUUGAAACCUAAUUUUAUAAAAUUCCUAUAUACACACCUAUGUAUACUGAUGAUAAUUUGAGAUAAUAUGAUCGAUUAAUAAUUAGCAGAGAUAAUCUAUAUGAAUAAACUUAAAAAUGGCAUUACUUUAUCUUAGAAUAUGGAAGAACCCCAACUUAAAAUGGAGAGACUCUUUAAUUAAGAUUAUAUUUUUAUAAUGAAGAACCUUUAAUUUACAAUUUAGGAACACAAAACUAUAAUUCUUAAUUUACAGGAAAUACCAUAUCUAUACGCUUUUAAAUUUUAGAUUAUUUCUCAUAAAUAAGCAGGGUAAAAUUUUAAAAUAUUAAAUUUAUAUCAGGAUUUCAAGGAGAUAACGAAGACUAACAAGGUAUAUUUGAAUAUAAUAUAGAUUGUUAUAAAAACUGUAAAAAUUGUAACGGACCAAUGAACUAUGAUUGCACAUCUUGUUUUGAAGAAUAUAACUUUGUUUUAACAUAAUUUAAUCAAUGUGAAUGCAAAUAUAUGUUUGUAUAUAAUGAAAAAACAGAUCAAUGUGAUAAAAUUGAAGAUUCAAAAGGGCUUAUUAUAACUUAAGAAGCAGUUUAGAAUAUUUGCAAAUUUGGAUAUUUCCAAGUGUUUUUUGAGAAUCAAUAUUUAUGUAUUUAAUGGUAAUAGAUUUAAAUUUAUUAAAAAUUAGCCCUUAAUAUCAUAUUGUUAAUUUAUUUUGUGGUGAUUGCUAUUUUUAACCAUUAUUCUGGUAUUUAAAACCAGUUUGCACAUUUGAUUAUAUUUAAAUAAAGAGCUCAGAUUCAUAUCAGAAACAUUCUAGAUUAAAUAGCUAAAGAGAUGUGUAUUAUUUAGAUUAGGAAUUAAAUUUACUUCUUCUUGAUGGAGCGUCAGAUUAUUGUGUAGAUUCAUUAGACGGUUGUGAAGUUAGCUAAUAUCAUCAUUUAAAUGAAUAUACAAAGAUUAGGUGUAAAAAUAAUCAUUUUUAUGAUAAUUUUAUCUGUAAAAUGUGUGAUCCAUAUUGUGUAAAUUGUCAAUCUGAGAAUGUGUGUUUGGCAUGUAUUGAGUCUCGUUAUUUCAAUAAAAAAAGUUAAAAAUGUGAACUUUGUAGCUCAGAAUGUUUGUCAUGUACAACAGAUCUAAAUUCUGAGUUCGGUUAAAGAUGCUUAACUUGUGCUUAGUAUUAUUUAUUGAUAUAUAAUAGAUCAUAUACUUUAACCUAUUAAGGAUAGUGCAAAAUGUGUGGAAUGAAUUGUUAAUAUUGUAAAGAAGAUUAUAAUUAAUCAAAUUAAUAAUAUUUCUUGAGAUGCUUAAAAUGUUUAAAUGAUAAAAUCAUGGCUAUAAGAUUUAAUGGCAUAGAUUGUUUAAUAAUUGAGUAAAAGAACUGUCAAUAUGUAAUGAUAAUUUCAAGGUCUCAAAGUCUUAAAUACAACAGCUACUCUUAUAAUUUUGAACCCUCAAAUGAUUUAUCUGAUGAACUUCCUGUUUGUGCAUUAUGUGAACCAACUUAUACUUAUUAUACUUUUGUAGAAAGUUGUCUAUAAAGUUAAUUAUUUAAUUGUUUAGUUGGAAUCUCUCACAUCUAUUCUGGUGAUGAUAUGAUUUCUAACUAUAAAAACACAUGUUUAAUAGGUGAAGCUUCUAGCCUUGCUAUGAGCUAUUAAGGUCAAGAGAAUUGUUAGGCAUAUUUUUCUAAUUGCAAUUUGUGCUAUGUUCAAUACAAAUAUACUCCUAGUUAUUGCCUUGAAUGCUUUGAAGGAUAUUUUAAUCAUCGUUUAAUUGGAGAUUGUUAAAAAUGCCCUGAAUCUUUAAAUUGUAAGACUUGCUUUCAAUAAAGUAUUGGAUAUAAUGAUGUAUGGAAAUAAAAAAUUGCUUUAUUCAAUCAGUUUCUAAAAGUUAGAUUAUAACCAGAUUUUUUUGUAAUUCAUUUUAUAAUUAUUUAAUAGUUUGCUUAACAUGAUUAAAGUUAGAAUCCAUCAGACUAUGAAAUAGUUUGCUUUUCAUGUUUUGAUGGCUAUGUUCUCAUAAAAGGGAAAUGUAUAAAAUAUUGUGAUUCAAACUGUGAAACUUGUAUAUUUUAGGAUGACUAGUACAUUUGUCUUACUUGUGGUAAGAAUGGUUAUCAUAAUUUAUUGACAAUUAUUUAAUACUAAUGUGCUAUUUGUCCUAGCUUUUGCGAAUUAUGUAGAGUAAGAACUGAUGAAGAAAUAUUCAAGCUAAACUCUCUUUUCGUUAAGAAUAGUUAAAAUUAAAUUUUUACAUAUUAAUGUUUGAAACCUUUUUUAUAUGGUGAAAAGAUUUUUUAUGACUCAAUUUUUGGAUAAUUUUUCCCUUGUGUUGAUGAUUUGUAAUGUGAGAAUGUAUUGACUAUUGAAUUAAAUCUAUUUUGCUCUGAAUAAGAUUAUGAAAACAAAUUAUCAUCAAUUACUGAUAAAAAUUUACAAUCAGAAUUUAAAAUGAAGAAUAUUGCUUUUUAAACUCUUAUUUAAUCCAAUAUUGAAUAAAAUAGUUUCAGUUAUGUAAUUUAUUGUUUUUCUAUAAUUAGUAUGAGACUAAUGCCAUAUAUGAGAUUCUUAAUAAAAAAAGUAUUAAAAAAAUCAAAAUUUUUCUUAAAUCCCAAUAAGAAUAGACUUGCUAAAUUAAUUAAUUUAGCUAUAUUUCAUAAAAGUUCUCAAAAUUCGUAUUUAAUGCAAUGUAUUUCUUUAAUUAUAAUAUCAAGCGAAAUAUAGUUAACAUUCAUAUCAGAAAUUAAGUAACCAUUAAUAAUUCAAAUUUUGAGGGAAGUUAAUUUUGUUGACUUUUCAUUCUUAAGAUUUGAAAAUAUACAAAUUGAGGUAUAAGAAAGCAUUUAUCCUAAAAUUUUAAGUGCAUAUGGUUUUAAAAGUAUUGAUUUAGAGUUGGAGAAAAUUAUAAUUUCCUCAAAACUCUAACUUGAAUACACUUUUUUUAAUUUUUAAUGUGAUUAAUUAAACUCAUUAAAAUUUAAUCAUGUUCAACUUAAGAAUACCAAAUUUGAUAACUCUAAUUUGAAAAGCAUUUUUGCCUUUCAGUUUACUUCCAAAAAUGAUUUCAUUAGAAUUUAAGACUUUUCAAUCCUUAAUUGCAUUCUAAGAAAUUCAAAUAUAAUUGAAAUUAAUUCUCUUAUACAUUAAUCAAUUGAUUUUAAAAAUUUCAUUAUUGAUUCUGAACUAUUUAAUAGUUCAUUAAUUACAUCUGGUAUGGGAGUUUAGCUUUUUACUAUAACUAAUUUCUUUGCAUCUGGCACAUUGGAAUAGACAAAACCAUUUAUCACUUUAAAAAAUGUUGUAUCAACAGAUAUAAAUAAUUUCACAAUAAAGUAAAUGAAUCUAAUUGAAUCAACAUUCUUAAUAUUAGAAAAGCAAGCAAAAAUUUAUGAAUUUUAUAUAUUUGAAUGCUAAAUCUAAGGUCGAUCAUCAUUUAUUAGUAAUAACUUCCCAAAAUAAUCAAUUACCGACAUUCAUCUUUCCUAUUAGAUCGAUGUAUUGACUAUCUAAAAUAUAAAAUCAAGUAAUUAGACUUAAAUUUUGAAUUUACAACCAUUUAGUUCUAAUUAAUCAAAGUUAGAGCUUUGGAAUGUUAAAAUUUAUUAAAAUAAUAUAAAUGACGAAUAUUACGAGGCAGAAUACUUGUUUAUAAUUUAGCUGCAAAUUGUAAACAUUGUUAAUUGCGAUAUCGUAAGAGGAAAUGGAUUGAGUGAGUUUUACUUAGAUUAGUAAUAAUUAAGAUUUUUAAAUUUAAAAGUCAAUUAAUUUGAGAUUAGUGUUUUACAUCAAUAUUUUGAAUGUUCAAAUAUGUAAAAAUUCAAAAAUUAGCAUCCUAACUUCAUUAAACUAGUUAAUAUAAUCAAUGUGUUUUUUGAAAAUCUAAUUAUAGAAAGAGUUAACAUUCUAAAUGCAGGUUUGAUUUAAUUUUUAUAGUAAUCUAAAUCAUUAUUCUCUGAAAAUAUAAUAAUUUUUCAGAAUGUAAUUUUUUAGAAUAAUUUGAUAAUUACUUCAAAUAAUGAUGCUAGUGCUUCACUUAUAUCAAUUUUAAGUAACUAAAAGAUUUAAAUCACUAUUUUUUCUUCAAAGAUGUUAAGAAAUUAAUUGCAUAAUUACAAAUAAAAUUUGUAAAUACCAUCUGCUGUAUGUCUAUCAAUAAAUUGUCCUUCUGGAUACAUAAAUUUGUUUAAUAGUUAAUUUUAUAAUAAUUUUGCCACAAAUACACCAGAUAGUAUAAUCAAUAUAAUAGCCAAUUAAAUUAAAUUCAAUGGAAUAGAAUUUGUUAAUAAUUCAAUUUACAAUUUAAGUUCUCUUUUAAGCAAUUUAUUUCUAGGAUUUUCUAGUGAUUAAGACGUAUUAUUAAGUAAUUUGAAAUCAAUAUUUUAACUUUAAAAUUUUGUAGGAAAUGCCUAUUUAUCAGCUGAUACUAUCUCUGGUUCAAAUACAUUGAUCUAAAAUUCCGAAGGGAAAAAUGGAGUUGGAUUAUAUUUAAAAGCUAAAUUUAUAAAACUUGAAUAAAUUUAAUUUAUAAAUUUGACAAGUUUCUUUAAAUUUAAUGAAGAAAAUGGUGCUUGUAUUUAUAUUGAAAUCCCUUCGAGUGAAUGCUAAGUUUUAAUUUAAAACAUCAAAGCAGAGAAUGUCACUACAAAAGAUUAUGGAAGUGUUGUAUAUAUUCAGUCAGAAUAUGAUAAUUUGAAUUUAACACUCUAAAAUUUAACAGUAUCUUCUGGUAUUGCAUUUAAAGGAAGUAUUAUUUAUGGUUCUUUUUUAAAUAAUACGUUAUUUAAUCAUAUCCUAAUAAAUAAACUUUAGAUUAGAAAUUAGAAAUUAGCUUUUUAAAAUUACAUUAAAAAAACAGUUGAUAAUAAAAUCCUUUUGGCUAACUUCAAUGACAGGGUUUCUAUUUAUUUGUAAAAUGCAAUAAUAUUUGUUUCUGACAUUACGAUUAUGAACUUAUUUGGAGAAGCCGUGCUCCUAAGCUUAGAUUAAGGGGAUGCCAUUUUAAGUUAAAUCAAAAUUUUGAAUGGAUCUGGUUUAAACUAACAAUUAAUUCAGAUGAGACCAAAUAAUAGUAACAAUUUAUGAUAUUUUUUAGAUCAAAAUACAACUAUUUAAAUAAAUGGAAUUUUCAUUGAAAAUAUAUCAUAAUUUGAUGAACCUUUGAAAUAAUGCCAACUCUUUUAUACAGUAAUAAAGAUGACAAAAAAAAAUAUGUAAUGCUAAGUGAACAACUAAAAACUAAUAAAUGAAGUUAUAAGUGAUAAAUAUGAAGAUAAUAGUGAACAAAUAAAAUGCAUGUACUAAUCUCUUCUUUCCUAAGCAUAAGAUAAUAAUUAAGGUAUAAUAAAGAUAGUCUUGAAUAAGGAUUCAGAUUUAAUAUAAAUAUCAGAAAUUAGAUUAAUCAAUAACAAUUACCUUGAUUCAUUAAGCGGACUUAUAUUUAUUUAAUUGUAAAAGUUUGGAUCAGAAAUUUUUUAAAUAUAAUUAAAAUAAAUAAUUAUUAAUCACAAUGAAUGUGGUAAGGUGGGAUGUAUAUAUAUAAAUUCUAAAAUUUUUGAUGAAAAUUAAAUAUAUCCUUAAAAUGAAAAUAGGUUAUUGACUUAAAAUUACGAAAAGAUUUUGCAAUAACUCAAGCAUGAUAUUAAGAUUAUAAAUUAUGAAUGCUUAGGAAAUGUUGCUAAUUUUGGGACUUGUUUAUUUUCUAAUUUUUCGAAUAUAAAAUUAAAGCAAUCCAUAUUUUUUAAUAAUACAGCGAAAAAUGCAGGAGGAACAAUUUAUUUCAUUGGAAAGGAAUAUAAAUUAUUUCUAAUUAAUUGCUAAAUAUUCUUUAAUUAGGCUAAAGUAGCAGGGGCUAUAUAUUUUGAUGAUAGCAUAUCUCAAGAUAUAAAUAAAUCUUAAACGAUUUUAUAGGAUAAUAGAGCUUAAUAGUUUGGUUAGAAUAUUUUUCAAGCUCCAGUGCAUUUAUCAUUAACCUUAGAUAAUUACUAAACCAUUUUACCAACUUUUAAAGUCUAAGAAAGCGUAAACUUCUUAAAAGAAUAAAUAGGCUAUUCUGCUAAUAAAUAAAAUACAAUAUUUCUACCUAGUGGCAGUUCUAUUUAUUUGUAUAAAAAAUAUGACCCAUUAUUAGAGAUAUUGGAAGAAGCAAAUUUAACAUUUAGAAUAGUGGCAUUAGACAAUUAAUUUUAGUAAAUUAAGAAUUUAAUAAAUACUGAAUGUUAGAUUUAAACCCAACUUUACAAUUUGGCUUUACACACUUCUGAAUAAAUACUAAAUAAUGCUUCUAUAUCUUAAAAUUCUGUUCCUUUUAAUACAACAACAAUGGAUUAUAAUUUUGAUAGUAUGGUUAUAAACUUUGAUAGUGAGAAUACUGGAAAGUAUAUUUUACAACUAAUAAUUACUUGUGAUAGCAUUAAAAUUCCUUAAUACGAUGAAACUAAUUAGAUAAUAAAUAAAUUUCAUAACAACUAUCAACUUAUAAUCAAUAUAAAUACAUUAAAAUGCAGAGUUGGACAAAUAAGAUCGAUGAAUGGCAAAGCUUGUUUUGAGUGUGAUUAUCUUUCAGAUUAAUACUCAAUUACAAAUGAUUCUAAUAAAUGCAGCAUAAGAGAUGAGUAGACUACCUAAAGUGUCACAUCAUUUUAGUUGAAUUUAAAAUAGGUACAUAAUUCAAUAAAUGUAAUUUUAGGGAUUUUGGAGACCUUAUUUUGAUAAUAAUAAUAUUGAGGAAUGUUAUAAUUUGUAGAAGAAUUGUUUAGGAGGAUGGUAAUAUGGAGAUAAUUCUUGCUACUUAGGCCAUUUUGGAGCUAUGUGUGAAUUAUGUGAUGUAGAAAAUAUAAGAGGAGAUGGCCAUUUUUCAAAUGCUUAAUCCUAUUCUUGUGGGUCAUGUGAUGAUAUUAAAUACAACAUAGCUUAAAUCAUUGGAUUUAGUAUUUGGUAUUAAACUUUUUUAUUAUUAAAGGACUUUAUUUACCAUCAUACUUAGUGUAAAAGGAGCGAUAACUUUAAAUAAUUCAUUUUUGGAAUCUCCUUAUCUAAUAAAACUCUUAACAAACUAUUUAUAAAUAAUCAGUUCUUUAACUUCAUUUAAAUUAAGUUUACCAGUUAAUUUCUUUUAUUUUUUAAAUGGAGUCGGGAAUCCAUUAUAAACAGUUUCGUACUCUUUGGAUUGUCAAUUAAGUAAAUUAUCAUAACAUAAAUAGUUUAAAUGACUUCUCUUGAAAUUCAUUAUAGUAGAUUGAUCUGGUAGCUCUUGCUUCCAUGCAUCUAUUUUUCUAUUUUGGCUAUCAUAUACAUGAUCUUAAUAUUUACUAAGUACAUUAAACACAGAGCACCUAUAAUCAUGACUGCUCUAAUCUACAUGUAUAUUUAUUUUUAGCCAAAUUUAAUGGGUUCAUUUAUAUCUAUGGUUUCAACUCGAACCAUAGCCAAUGUUCCAUGGAUUUAAGCGUAUGUUGCUUAUCGAUUUGAUACUCUUCUACAUAGAAAAUGGGUUUUAUUAUUUUGUAUUCCAUUUUUGUCCUUAUUUGGAGUCGUAAUACCUUUUAUAUUGCUUGUUUGUUUAAUUAGAAACAAAGAUAAACUUUAACACAAAAGAGGCAAAAGUUUAUUUGGAUAUCUUUAUUAUGAAUAUAAACUUUAAGCUUAUUUUUGGGAAAUUAUUAAGAUUAUCACCAAAGAAUUGCUUAUUCUCUUUCUUGUAUUUUAUGAAGAUUUUAUUAUAAUAAAAGGCUCUUUUAUAUUUUUCUUACUUUUAUGUUAUUGGUCUUUAAACCUUUAAUAUUCCCCAUUUAGAACUUUAAGAUUGAACUUAUUAGAUUAUCAAUCUUCGAUAGUUUGUGGAGUUUCAAUGAUACUAGGAAUAUGUUUAAAUGUAGAUCAAAAAUCUUAAGUAUAAAAUAUAUCCCCUAUUUUAUUUUCUGCUCUGAUUAUUAUCAAUAUAUUUAUGCUUGUUAGGAUGUUAUAUUACAUAUUUAAUGCUUACUCAAUAGAAAUGGAAAACAGUUUAGAUAUUAUUAAAUCCAAGAUUUUAUCAUCUUUGCCAAAAUCACUAAAAAUGAAUAAAUAAUGCCAAAGAUUUUUUAAGACAAAAGCUGAAACUCGUCAAAGAGUGAAAGCUAACAUUUAGAGACUUAAAUCAGCUUUAUAAAAACAUCUAAGCUAAUCAAAAAAUACAAGAAUAAUUAUAGUCAACCCUUUAACCUAACUUAAAAGUUAUUCAUCAACAAAUGUAUAUAAUUUCUAUAUUUAUAGAAAAAGACUUGA